Aphanomyces astaci is the source of this 1518-nucleotide messenger RNA. RefSeq lists its product as hypothetical. Gene Ontology annotation, biological process: ribosomal large subunit assembly; rRNA processing. Lineage: Eukaryota; Oomycota; Saprolegniomycetes; Saprolegniales; Verrucalvaceae. Bases 33 to 1433 code for a protein of 466 amino acids. The record is from RefSeq and is a predicted model, not a curated record. Gene Ontology annotation, cellular component: preribosome, large subunit precursor. The transcript has 9 exons. Gene Ontology annotation, molecular function: rRNA binding.
GUUGUGUUGGUGGCCAAUCGAAGCAAUCGAGGAUGCCGCGCAAAGGAGGGAAGCGAAAAAAGACUAGGACCCAUGUGGCCACCGGGGCCGCCACGAACGCGGACGACAAAACCCCCAAGAGUUUUGUGUUCAAGAUGGGCAAGGCGCCGGCGUGCGUCUUGUCGUUGGUUCAAGACAUGCGUCAAGUGAUGUUGCCGUUCACGGCCGACCGCCUUCGUGAAAAGAAGAAGAACACCAUCCAGGACUUUGUGCAUGUAGCAGCUCCGUUGGGCGUAUCCCAUUUCCUCGCGUUCACCAACACGGAUGCAGGUACCAACAUGAAGCUCGUGCGUCUUCCUCGCGGCCCCACGCUCUCGUUCAAGGUUGAAAGCUAUUCGUUGAUGAAACACAUCCAGCGCAUUCAAAAGCGUCCCGUCGAUGCUUCGUUGGCGUUCAAAACGUCGCCGUUGGUGGUCCUCAAUAACUUUACUGGCCCAGAAGACCACAUCAAGUUGCUCAACGCUACGUUUCAAAACAUGUUUCCCGCCAUCGACGUACAGACGAUCCAGCUCACCGAGUGCCGCCGCGUGGUGCUGUUCCAUUACGACAAGGACGCGGACGUUGUCGAGUUCCGUCAGUUUGUCAUCCGAGCCAUGCCCCUCGGCCUGUCCAAGAGUGUCAAGACACUGGUCAAGUCGCGCGUGCCCAACCUAGGCAACAUGGAAGACAUUGCCGACUUUGUGUUUGGGGGCACCAACACCGGCAUGACGUCCGACAGCGAGGUCGACGACGAAGCCGCCCACGUGGUGCUGCCCGAUAAGUUUCGUGGUCGUGGCAACCAAAAGUCCGAGAGAAGUGCGGUGCGGUUGGCCGAGGUGGGACCGCGUAUGACGCUCAAGUUGACCAAGGUCGAGCGCGACAUGUGCGACGGCGACGUGUUGUACCAUGCUUAUGUGCAAAAGACCCCCGAGGAAGCCGCCAAGCUCAAGGCGAAGAAGGACAUGGCGAAUGCAUUGAAACGCAAGCGCCGCGAAGAGCAAGAAGAGAACGUGAGCAAGAAGGAGCACGCAAAGGAAGAGAAGAAGCUGGCGAAGGCCACCAAGAAGAACGCCGUCGAGAACAAGCGCCGCCAACUCAUGCAGUACGCCAACACGGAGGAAGUGAGCGACCUCGAAGAUGCCGAGUACUACCGCCAGGAAGUGGGCGAAGAGCCCGACGCGUACAUGUUUUCAGACCGCAAACUCAAGGAGCCCAAGAAGCCGUUUGUGAAAAAGAAGUUUGGCACGACCACCAGUCGUCGCGACAACAACGACAAAGGAAAAGGCAAGUUUGCCAACAAGAAGGAAGGCGCCAAGUCCACGUUCAACAAGUUCAAAGGCCAAAGCGGUGGCGGCGCCAAGAAAGGCGGCGGGGCCAAAAAGUCUGGCGGCCGGCGAAAGUUUGACCGACAAUAAUACCAUAUUAUUCGCAACAAAGUAGGAUUGAUUGUCCUCGUGAUGGGAGAAUAUUGCACUUGACGAACUUGUAUGUAAUCGGCUG